CCGGCGCCCAUGGCGCUGAGCAAAGGGCUGCGGCUGCUCGGGCGGCUGGACCCCGCGGGGGAGAGCAGCGUCCUGCUGGAGGCGCGAGGCCGCGGGGACUGCCUGCUCUUCGAGGCCGGCACCGUGGCCACGCUCGCUCCGGAAGAGAAGGACGUCAUUAAAGGCCAGUAUGGAAAGCUCACGGAUGCUUAUGGCUGCCUGGGGGAGCUCAGGUUAAAAUCUGGUGGUGCCUCUCUGGGCUUCCUGGUUUUGGUGACAGGCUGCACGUCAGUGGGCAGAAUCCCAGAGGCUGAAAUCUACAAAAUCACGGCCACCGACUUUUACCCUCUCCAGGGGGAGGCCAAGGAGGAGGACCGCCUCACAGCCUUGAGGAAAAUCCUCAACUCGGGGGUCUUCUACUUCUCGUGGCCCAAUGAUGGGUCUAGCUUCGACCUCACCGUCCGGGCGCAGAAGCAGGGCCAGGACAGCGACGAGUGGGGGAGCUCCUUCUUUUGGAACCAGCUGCUGCACGUGCCCCUGCGGCAGCACCAGGUGAGGUGCUGUGACUGGCUGCUGAAGGUCAUCUGCGGUGUGGUGUCCAUCCGCACGGUGUACGCCUCGCACAAGCAGGCCAAGGCCUGCCUCGUCUCCCGCAUCAGCUGCGAGCGCGCCGGCGCUCGCUUCCACACCCGCGGCGUGAACGACGACGGCCAUGUGUCCAACUUCGUGGAGACAGAGCAGACGAUUUACAUGGAUGAUGGAGUGUCGUCUUUUGUCCAGAUCAGAGGCUCCGUUCCGCUGUUUUGGGAGCAGCCAGGGCUUCAGGUUGGCUCUCAUCAUCUGAGACUCAACAGAGGCCUGGAAGCCAACGCCCCUGCUUUCGACAGGCACAUGGUGCUUCUGAAGGAGCAGUAUGGGAAGCAAGUGGUCGUGAACCUGCUGGGGAGCAGAGGCGGAGAGGAGGUGCUCAACCGAGCCUUCAAGAAGUUGCUCUGGGCUUCUUGCCACGCCGGCGACACGCCUAUGAUAAACUUUGACUUCCAUCAACUUGCCAAAGGCGGGAAGCUAGAGAAGUUGGAGAACCUGCUGAGGCCCCAGCUGAAGCUCCACUGGGAUGACUUUGAUGUGUUCACCAAGGGCGAGAAUGUAAGUCCACGUCUUCAGAAAGGCACUUUGCGGAUGAACUGUCUUGAUUGUCUGGACCGAACAAACACCGUGCAGAGCUUUAUUGCACUCGAGGUCCUUCAUCUGCAGCUCGAGAGCCUAGGGCUGAAUUCAAAGCCCAUUGCUGACCGCUUCGUGGAGUCCUUCAAAGCCAUGUGGUCUCUGAAUGGGCACAGCCUGAGCAAGAUGUUCACGGGCAGCCGGGCCCUGGAAGGGAAAGCCAAGGUGGGGAAGCUGAAGGAUGGGGCCCGGUCCGUAUCUCGCACUAUCCAGUCCAACUUCUUCGAAGGGGUGAAGCAGGAGGCCAUCAAGCUGCUGCUGGUGGGGGAUGUCUACACGGAGGAGUCUGCAGACAAAGGAAGGGUGCUCCUGGACAACACGGCCCUGCUGGUGACCCCCAGGAUCCUGAGAGCCAUGGCAGAGCGCCAGUCGGAAUUCACACAUUUCAAACGGAUCCGUGUCGCCAUGGGGACCUGGAAUGUGAACGGGGGAAAGCAGUUCCGGAGCAACCUCCUCGGGGCGGCCGAGCUGGCCGACUGGCUGCUGGACUCCCCCAAGUGCUCGGGCCUGGCGGGCUCCCACGAGGAUGACAGCCCAGCUGACAUAUUUGCCGUGGGGUUUGAAGAGAUGGUGGAACUGAGCGCAGGGAAUAUCGUCAAUGCCAGUACCACCAACAGGAAGAUGUGGGGUGAGCAGCUCCAGAAAGCCAUCUCACGCUCUCAUAGGUACAUUCUCUUGACUUCGGCACAGCUGGUGGGCGUCUGUCUGUAUAUCUUUGUACGUCCAUACCAUGUCCCAUUCAUCAGGGACGUGGCGAUCGACACAGUGAAGACGGGCAUGGGAGGGAAGGCGGGGAACAAGGGCGCCGUGGGCAUCCGCUUUCAGUUCCACAGCACCAGCCUCUGCUUCGUGUGCAGCCACCUGACGGCUGGGCAGUCCCAGGUGAAGGAGAGGAACGAAGACUACAGGGAGAUCACCCAGAAGCUCAGUUUCCCGAUGGGAAGAAACAUUUUCUCUCACGAUUAUGUGUUCUGGUGCGGCGAUUUCAACUACCGCAUCGAUCUCACCUACGAAGAAGUCUUCUAUUUUGUCAAACGCCAAGAUUGGAAGAAACUUCUGGAGUUUGAUCAGCUACAGCUGCAGAAGUCAAGUGGAAAAAUUUUUAAAGACUUCCACGAAGGCACCAUUGAUUUUGGACCUACUUACAAGUACGACGUUGGCUCGGCCGCCUAUGACACGAGCGACAAGUGCCGCACCCCUGCCUGGACGGACAGGGUCCUGUGGUGGAGGAAGAGGCACCCUUUUGACAGAACAGCUGGAGAUCUCAACCUGCUAGACAACGACGUGGAUGCCGACAGCAUGGUCAGACAUUCCUGGUCUCCAGGCGCCCUCAAGUACUACGGCCGAGCGGAACUGCAGGCAUCCGACCACAGACCCGUGCUGGCGAUCGUGGAGGUGGAAGUGCAAGAAGUCGACGUGGGUGCUCGGGAGAAGGUGUUCCAGGAAGUGUCCUCUAUCCAGGGCCCCCUGGAUGCCACCGUCAUAGUCAACCUUCAGUCACCAACCUUAGAAGAGAAAAACGAGUUUCCUGAGGAUGUGCGCACAGAGCUGAUGCAGACUUUGGGCAAUUACGGGACCAUUGUUCUGGUCAGGAUCAACCAAGGGCAGAUGCUGGUGACUUUUGCGGACAGUCACUCGGCUCUCAGCGUCCUGGAUGUGGACGGUAUGAAGGUGAAGGGCAGAGCGGUGAAGAUCAGACCAAAGACCAAGGACUGGCUGAAAGGUUGGCAGGAGGAGAUCAUCCGGAAGCGGGACAGCAUGGCGUCCGUGUCUCCAACCGCCAAUUCCUGCUUGCUGGAGGAAAACUUUGACUUCACCAGUCUGGACUAUGAGUCAGAGGGGGACAUUCUUGAAGAUGACGAAGACUAUCUGGUGGAUGAGCUAUGUCAGCCCGUGGUCUCAGACGGUGAGAUGUCAGGAGACAGCCCUUCCGAAGUCCCCGGCUACGCAGCUGCAGUGUCUGCCAGCAGGUCACCGGGACUCAAUAAAAAGAAGCAGCACCCGACCUACAAAGAUGAUGCCGACCUGGCGGAGCUCACGCAGGAGCUGGAAGCAGUCGGGGACUUGCGCCACCGUUCUCCAAGCAGGUCUCUGUCGGUCCCCACGAGGCCUCGGCCUCCUCACCCGCCGCAGAGACCCCCCCCUCCAACUGGUUUAAUGGUGAAAAAGUCAGCUUCGGACGUGUCCAUCUCCUCCGGCACCCACGGGCAGUACUCGAUUUUGCAGACGGCAAAACUGCUACCCGGAGCGCCCCAGCACGCGCCCAAAGCCAGGACGGGGAUAAGUAAACCCUACAAUGUCAAGCAGAUCAAAACCACCAAUGCCCAGGAGGCAGAAGCAGCUAUCCGAUGUCUGCUGGAAGCCAGAGGGGGCGUCCCCGGAGAAGCCCUAAAUGCCACAGCCCUGAGGGACCAAGGGGCUUCCAAACCAGAGCCCCCCGUGGCGGUGGCCCCGCUCUUGCCCCGUCGGCCCGCACCCAGGGCUCCUGCCAUCAAGAAGCCAACCUUGCGGAGGACAGGAAAGCCCGAGUCGCCAGAAGAACAGUGUGGGCAACAAACUGUCCAUUUUACCAUCGGGCCCCCGGAGACCAGCCUGGAAACCCCUCCUCUAGCAGCCGUCCCUCCUGUCCCCAAACCCAGAACACUUCAGCCCGGGAAGGAGACCGAGAGGAGGCCCAGCAGGGGGAAGCCGGCGCCCGAUGCCGCCCCUCCUGCGGCUGGAGCCGCCCCGCCGCCCCCUCUGGAGGCUCUACCCCCUGUGCCCCAGGCCCCCCCGAGGAGGAAGAAGUCGGCCCCCGCGGCCUUCCACCUGCAGGUGCUCCAGAGCAACAGCCAGCUUCUCCAGGGCCUCACGUGCAGCAGCAGUGACAGUCCCCAGGCACCCCCGCCUGACCAGGGCAUGUGUUUUCCCCAGCCGGCUUGUCCUGGCCCUUCGCCUGCUGCAGGCAGCCAGGCGGAUGGCACCAAGGAGACGCAGCCAGAGGCCACCUCCCUUCUUGGUGAUUACCAGGAUCCCUUCUGGAGCCUUCUCCACGACUCUCACCUGUUGAAGAGUGCCUGGCUUUCCAAGAGCUCUGACCCAGUGGACGCCGGGACCGGGAGCCUUGGGAGAGCGCACACAGCCCCGCUGCAAAUCAGGGCCUCGGCCGCCGCCGACCCGCCGCUGGAGCACCGGCCGAACGACGUGGGUCACUGGGCGUCCGUCAGUGACCAGGACAAGCGGACAGUGCUGCAGGUGUUUGACCCGCUGGCGGAAACGUGAGCAGGACGCGUGGACGGCAGCUCUCCCGGAGGACGAGUGCCUUCCUCCCCGCGGCAUCUCUCCAGGGCGCAGCCCCGAGCCUUGGCCUCACCACUGCCCCCCACCCCCAGCGGCUCAAAAGAGACCUCUAUUUAAAGGCACACUGAAAACACAGUUGUCCUUCUGUCGCUCUUGUGUAGGUCACAGAAAUUGUGUCUAUUAUUCAACAAGAUGAUCGUUCAGCCACCAACACGUUUUAUUGCAGACGUGUGCAUUUUAGUUUCCUAGAAUCUGGUUAGAGUCAGCGUGUGGACUUGAGGAAAGGGAAUCUAGCUGAUCAUGUCCAAGAUGCGCGCUCUCGGUGGAUUUUAAGUGGUUUUUCAAUUUAUGUAUGUGGGGUUUUUAAAAUUCUUGUUUGUAUCUUACAGAUAUUGGGAAUAACUUCACGGUGAAACACCUGAAGGUUGAGCUAUAAAACUGAAAGGUGGCUGGGACCACUGAGAGCUGUAUACCUGGCCUGCUGAUACCAGGUUAUAAAAAAUAAUAAUAGUAAGAGUUGGACGCCCCCAAUAGAUCAACCAAAUAGCUAGACUAUACAUUCCUGUGAGCCCUUGUGUUUAUUUAUAUACAUGUAAACUGACCUUGAUCACGUGGGAGAUGGUGUCCUACACUGUCUGGGGUCAGAAGCACAUCCCAUUUGCUUACUCUGAUCUGAAACUGGCUGCAGACUCCUUCCUGCAUCGUGUCUGGAUAGUGCCUGCCGCGUACAGCACUACAGUCUUGAGCCCCCGUGUACAAGUUAAGCUGGUUUUUAUGUACUGGCUCUUCCCUAAGAGAGGAAGCCUGGUGGCUUCUUUCUCCCCUUACAUUCCAUACCAAGUAAAAGCACACACCGUGAAACCCCAUACUGGCACAGGAUACUGGUCCUCGUUACAUUAUGAAUAUGUAUUUUAGCCCGUCUGUCUGCCUGUGGCUUCAGGAAGGAGAAUGCCCCUGUCCGAUAAGAAACCCCAGGGCAGCAUUUUUGGGUUUGCUUAUCUAUCUAUUAGGUUUAUUGUUUUUGCCUAUACAUUUUUCUAUACAUUUGCAACACCACUUCUUGCCCUAGUCCGUCAUUUAGAACAGUAUCACCGUAUUAAUUUACAUUUUAAGAAUAAGGUUAUAAGGCAUAGAAUCCAUUUAGAGCAGAUACCAUAUUUUUGGUAACAAGAAAUUCACUGGUGAAAUCUUAGUGUGCCGCAUACCAUAUUUAGGAGUUUUUAAUGCCCUAGACUCCUACAGCAGUGAUUCUGUAUUAUCCCUAAUGUGACCGGAGAAUUCCUGCACUAAAUGCUCAUGGUUAGGAUGGCGAUAUUCAUCCUGUCUGGGGGAUACCACUCUCUUUUUACCUCUGGGCUUUCAGAAUUAUUUCUCAUUACCACUAUCAGGAUACACUGCAGAUUACUUAAAUUUGGUGCUCAAAACAAAAGCAAAACCACAAUUUCAUCUGAAAACUAGUAAGAGAGAGAGGUAUUAGUGACCCCCGGAGAUAAACAGAGCAUACAUGUAGCUUACCAGCGGUAAGAGGUGGUGUUUCUGGCCUUCGCUGAUGAGAACACUUUCUGUAGUCAGUACUUUAUGUCCUGUUACCUCUCAUACACACAAGUAAACAAUAUCAUUCUUGAAGAGUUAGGGGAAGAAAGAACACAAGAUGGGUCAGCGGCCCAGAGAAGUUAAAUGAUUUGCCAGGAAUCACUUUGCAACUAAGGAUAAAAUUGGGAAUGGAAUCAAAGACUUCUUAACUCAAAUGUUCUUUCCUCUGUCACCUCUUUUUCCCACCAAAAAGGAGGUAAAUUUGAAAAUAGGUGUAUAUAUCACAGCAGUGACUUGCAGUGCUGGAAAUUGACCUAAUUUUCAGGUUUCCUUUUUAUUCUAGAUGCAAGUAGUCAUAAGUGCAACAGAGAACAGAAGUUUAAUUCAGAAAGGUGCUCAUCACAUAGGUAGCUCUUAAGAGUCUGACAGGAAGUAUCAACACAGAAUUCUUUUGCCCUCAGGAGGCAGAUCACAAGAAAAAUUGUCAGUAGUUUAACAUAAAGAAUUGAACAAAUAUUAUGUGAUGAGAUGUUCAAAUUUAGUGAAUACCGUAGACUGAAUUUUGAGGCGAUCAUAGGUAAGGUUCACACACCAAUGUUCUCUUUAAAAAAAAAAAAGGACAAUUGGAGUUGCCUUAUUUAUUUUUUAGAUCAGUGCUUUGAGUUUGUAGGUUUCCCAGGUUCACGGCAGAGUUGGUUGAAUAAUCUGGACAAUGAGCAGCCACCACCCUGGGGAUUUCUUCCUGUGGGUUUUUUAUUUUCGGUCCUUCUCUGCUCCCAUAAAGGCCGUGCAGUUUCUUCGUUACUGCUCUGUAAGACGGUACAGGCCACUGCAGAGGAUUUGAGGCACAGACUUUACAAUGCAGCAGUGUCUCUGUGACCCCAGUUAUAUAAUAACUUUUCCAGCAUAAUCUUCUCUGAUUUCUUGCCUAUUUUUAAAGUUUGUUCCAGUAAAUGACUGAAAUUAGGACAUCUGCCCAAGCAAUUCCUGUGAAAGUUUAAAGUUGUUGAACUCAAGAUACAAUAAAAUUCUCCUGAUACACAGAAGUACAAGCAAAGUAAUGUGCUAAAAUAUUCACUUUAGAAUGAAGCAAUUUCUCAGAAAGCUGCAAAAAUUAUUGGGUGACUAGUGAUUAAUAAAAACCCUGUAAUGUUUGAAGUGAUAAUUUGUACUGCAAUUGUAAAAAAUGCCUAUUAAAUAUUUUGUUUUUUAA
Messenger RNA from Hyaena hyaena (striped hyena), 7228 nucleotides. RefSeq names its product synaptojanin 2 (gene SYNJ2). Gene Ontology annotation, cellular component: presynapse; perinuclear region of cytoplasm. NCBI's taxonomy places the organism in Eukaryota, Metazoa, Chordata, Mammalia, Carnivora, Hyaenidae. The transcript has 27 exons. The coding region runs from base 10 to 4464 and encodes 1484 amino acids. Gene Ontology annotation, molecular function: RNA binding; phosphatidylinositol-4,5-bisphosphate 5-phosphatase activity. The record is from RefSeq and is a predicted model, not a curated record. Gene Ontology annotation, biological process: phosphatidylinositol dephosphorylation; synaptic vesicle endocytosis; brain development.